AUGCAAAGUCCCAGACCAGAGCAGAUGAGGGGACUUCUGGAGCCUGAGAGGACCAAGACACUGCUGCCUCGGGAGAGUAGGACCUGGGAGAAGCCUUCCCAUCCUGCCUCCCCCAAGGACUGGGAAGCAGUGGAGGUCGGGGCCUCCAACUGUGACAGUGAUGAGAAAGACCUGUCUUCUCAAGAAGCUGGGUUUUCCCAGGAGUGGAGUUCGGUUGAGGAAGACGAAGAAUCAGAGGACUCCCAGGGCUUUGUGGAGUGGUCAAAAGCGCGACACACAACCAUAGUCUUGGUAAUGGGUGUGCUUUUUUUGUUCUUAGUUUUAACAGGAAUGCCUACGAUGUUUCACAUUUAACUUAUAAUGCUGGCUGUUGUUUUGAAAUAAAUGCCCUGUGUCAUGUUAAGGAAGUGUGUCAGUUAAAAAUCAGGAAUGGGUAUUGAAUGUUAUCAAAUGCCUUUCAACAUCCUUUGAAAUAAUUUUUUUUUAACUUUUUGGUGUGAAAUUUCA
Molecule: messenger RNA, 507 nt
Organism: Carlito syrichta (Philippine tarsier)
Lineage: Eukaryota; Metazoa; Chordata; Mammalia; Primates; Tarsiidae
Gene: SMIM17
Product: small integral membrane protein 17
Exons: 3
Coding region: 1-354 (117 amino acids)
Source: RefSeq, a predicted model, not a curated record